Messenger RNA from Nestor notabilis (Kea), 4397 nucleotides. RefSeq names its product solute carrier family 12 (potassium/chloride transporter), member 4 (gene SLC12A4). The coding region runs from base 1 to 3315 and encodes 1104 amino acids. Gene Ontology annotation, biological process: potassium ion import across plasma membrane; cell volume homeostasis; chemical synaptic transmission. Gene Ontology annotation, molecular function: potassium:chloride symporter activity. The transcript is spliced from 24 exons. The record is from RefSeq and is a predicted model, not a curated record. Gene Ontology annotation, cellular component: membrane. NCBI's taxonomy places the organism in Eukaryota, Metazoa, Chordata, Aves, Psittaciformes, Psittacidae.
AUGAGGAAAACUGUACGCAUAGCACAGGAUGGUGCUUGCCCUGGAGACUUCAUGCUUCAGAAUGUAAACUGUCCUCGUGUGACGCUGGGGCAAGAAUUCCCCGGAGUAGCUUUCGGAGGUCACCUCCGCUAUCUUCCAAAACUGACGGAGAAAGCAAGCUCUUCCCAUGCAAGUCAUGGCAACCAUAAAGAAAACAGUCCUUUCCUGAACAGUUCAGAAGCUGGCAAGGGAGGUGAUUACUAUGACAGAAAUCUGGCAUUGUUUGAGGAAGAACUUGAUAUACGACCAAAAGUGUCAUCUCUGCUUGGCAAGUUGGUCAACUACACAAAUCUUACCCAGGGUGUUAAGGAACAUGAAGAAGCAGAAAGUACUGAUGGCUCGAAGAAGAAAGUAUCAAAAUCACCCAGCAUGGGCACCCUGAUGGGGGUGUAUUUACCAUGCAUGCAGAAUAUCUUCGGGGUUAUUCUCUUCCUUCGGCUGACCUGGAUGGUGGGAAUGGCUGGUGUUCUUCAGUCCUUCCUGAUAGUAUUACUUUGCUGCUGUUGUACUAUGCUGACAACCAUAUCAAUGAGUGCUAUUGCCACAAAUGGUGUUGUUCCAGCUGGUGGCUCCUACUUCAUGAUAUCCAGGUCACUAGGCCCAGAGUUUGGUGGAGCUGUAGGGCUGUGCUUUUAUCUGGGAACAACAUUUGCAGGAGCCAUGUAUAUCCUUGGUGCCAUUGAGAUUUUAUUGACAUAUAUUGUGCCACAAGCAGCGAUUUUUCAUCCAUCUGGUGCCCAUGAUGCAUCUAGCACUAUGCUGAACAACAUGAGGGUGUAUGGCACUGUAUUCCUCAUCCUGAUGGCAGUGGUGGUCUUUGUGGGUGUGAAAUACGUUAACAAGUUUGCUUCCCUCUUCUUGGCCUGUGUAGUAAUAUCUAUACUGUCCAUUUAUGCUGGAGCUAUCAAGUCCAUCUUUGAUCCGCCUGAAUUUCCGAUUUGCAUGCUGGGCAACAGGACAUUGUCAAGAGAUCAGUUUGACGUUUGUGCCAAAACUGUAGUUAAGGAUAACAUUACCGUGGCCUCUAAGCUUUGGGAGCUCUUCUGCCAUAGCACAAACUUAACCACUGAGAAUUGUGAUGAGUAUUUCCUAAUGAACAAUGUCUCAGAGAUAGCAGGAAUUCCAGGAGCUGCUAGUGGCAUUUUGAAAGACAAUUUAUGGAGCAACUACUUGGAGAAAGGAGAAAUACUGGAGAAAGCACAUCACCCGUCUGUGGAUGUGUCAGGCCAGAAGAACAACCUCCAUCUGUACGUGCUUUCAGACAUAGCUACUUCAUUUAUGGUGCUGGUUGGCAUCUUCUUCCCUUCGGUGACUGGUAUCAUGGCUGGUUCAAACAGAUCAGGGGACCUCAAAGAUGCACAGAAAUCCAUUCCCGUUGGAACAAUUCUUGCUAUUGUCACCACAUCACUAGUCUACUUCAGUUGUGUAUUAUUGUUUGGAGCCUGCAUAGAAGGAGUAGUCCUGAGAGAUAAGUAUGGCGAUGCGGUGAACAGGAACCUGGUGGUGGGCACGCUUUCAUGGCCCUCACCAUGGGUCAUUGUGAUAGGAUCCUUCUUCUCUACCUGUGGAGCAGGUUUGCAGAGCCUCACUGGAGCUCCUCGGCUGUUGCAAGCCAUAGCGAAGGACAACAUUAUACCUUUCCUCUGGGUUUUUGGUCAUGGAAAAGCAAAUGGUGAACCGACAUGGGCUCUUUUGUUAACAGCACUGAUUGCAGAGCUAGGAAUCCUUAUUGCUUCACUUGACAUGGUGGCUCCAAUUCUCUCAAUGUUUUUCUUGAUGUGUUACCUCUUUGUUAAUCUAGCAUGUGCAGUACAAACACUCCUUCGAACUCCAAACUGGCGGCCUCGAUUUAAAUACUACCACUGGGCACUCUCAUUUUUAGGCAUGAGUAUUUGCCUAGCACUGAUGUUCAUUUCAUCUUGGUAUUACGCUUUGGUAGCUAUGCUUAUUGCAGGCAUGAUUUACAAGUACAUUGAAUACCAAGGGGCGGAGAAGGAAUGGGGUGAUGGGAUCCGGGGUCUUUCACUCAGCGCAGCAAGAUAUGCCUUACUCAGACUAGAGGAGGGCCCUCCACACACAAAGAACUGGAGGCCUCAGUUGCUGGUGCUUUUGAAACUUGAUGAAGAUCUGCAUGUAAAAUACCCUAGAUUGUUAACAUUUGCAUCCCAGCUGAAAGCUGGUAAAGGUUUGACUAUCAUAGGGUCAGUGAUCCAAGGGAAUUUCUUGGAAACUUACGGAGAAGCUCAGGCUGCUGAACAGACUAUUAAGAAUAUGAUGGAUAUUGAGAAGGUGAAAGGAUUUUGUCAAGUAGUCGUAGCAAAUAAAGUUCGGGAAGGAAUUGCCCACUUGAUCCAGUCCUGUGGACUAGGUGGCAUGAAGCAUAACACUGUGGUUUUGGGAUGGCCGUAUGGCUGGAGACAAAGUGAAGAUCCAAGGUCGUGGAAGACGUUUAUAGGUACUGUUCGCUGCACGACUGCAGCCCAUCUGGCUCUGCUGGUUCCCAAAAAUGUGUCUUUCUACCCCAGCAACCACGAGCGUUACAAUGAAGGCAACAUUGAUGUGUGGUGGAUUGUGCAUGAUGGAGGCAUGUUGAUGUUGCUUCCUUUUCUUCUCAAACAGCACAAAGUUUGGAGAAAAUGCAAAAUGAGGAUUUUUACUGUAGCUCAGAUGGAUGAUAACAGCAUCCAGAUGAAGAAGGACUUGGCUACUUUCCUCUAUCAACUCCGAAUAGAAGCAGAGGUAGAGGUGGUAGAAAUGCACAAUAGUGAUAUUUCAGCAUAUACGUAUGAGAGAACUCUUAUGAUGGAACAGAGAUCUCAGAUGCUGCGGCAAAUGAGGCUGACAAAAACAGAGAGGGAAAGGGAGGCUCAGCUGGUAAAGGACAGGCAUUCAGUGGCACGUCUAGAAAGCCUCUACUCAGAUGAAGAAGAUGAGACAGAACCAGUUCCUGAGAACAUCCAGAUGACCUGGACGAAAGAGAAAUGUGACGCUGAGAAGCGGAACCGAGGCAGUGCUGUGGGAAGCUUUAGAGAUCUCAUCAGCAUUAAGCCGAACCAGUCUAAUGUCCGAAGAAUGCACACAGCAGUGAAGCUGAAUGAAGUUAUUGUAAAUAGAUCCCACGAUGCCAGACUUGUUCUUCUCAACAUGCCUGGUCCUCCAAAGAAUACUGAUGGUGAUGAAAACUACAUGGAGUUCCUGGAAGUCUUGACAGAGGGUCUGGAGAGAGUACUACUUGUGAGAGGCGGCGGCCGAGAAGUCAUCACAAUCUAUUCCUGAUUUAGUACAAGCUUCUAACAUUGGUCUACAUUUACCUUCUUGGUGAUAAUGGACAUUCCAGUUUAAAAUGGAGAAGAAAAAAAAGGUCUUUUUGCCGAAGUUUCUCCUCAUCCAGUCCUGUCCAUUGUCUUUGCAUUUGCAACAUACAUAUCUUUUGGGAUUGCAGUCUUGUUGUUAUACCAUCCAAUUAGCAACCUAAGUUAAUUGUGAAGCUGCCACAUUAUUAAGUUUCUGCUUUGGUACUCCAGCAUUCGUGCAUGUAGUUUUAACACUAAACCUAUUUUUAUUUUUAAUCAGCACUGCUAUGUGCAGUAUUUUUAGUAACUGUAUGUAAAGUUAGGACAUGAAAGCCAGUUACUGUAAAAAGAUUUUAAAAGCUUUUUAUAUUAGGUUUGGGGGCUAGAAUUACAUUACAUAGCAGCUAGAUUCUGCUGAAGUCCAGCUGUAAAGCAUUUUCUAAGAGCACAGUAAAUUGUGAGAGGGGACUGAAAAAGCUUUGUUUUUCUGGGUUUAUUUCCAGAACUAAACUCUCAGUAUUGGAUAAGAAUUUAUACUUUUAUUACAUUUAUUGAUAGAGAUUUAAAUAAAUUAUGUUGAUAUAGCUGCAAUUAUGUAUGUAGCUUGCUACAAACUGUUGCUUCUGAGACUUGAGGUUCUGUGAGGCCAGAUCCCUAUUUAUUUUUGUAUUUAUUUGUCAGAAAUAUCAGAUAAGCAGAUACAGACUGUUUAGGAUAGCAGAGAUCUCUCAAUAAAUUUUAAAUUGGCAGUGGAUUGAAGGACCAGUCCUGUACAGUUCUUCCAUGCUUUAAAUUUCUUGCAGACCAUCCAUCAAAGUACAUUGAGCAUGCUGGAGUCCCACGUGUAGAGCAGGGCGCUUUGCUGCACGCACAGCGGUGGGAUUGCACUUGCACGAGCACAGGGGACCUGCAGCUUCAUUGUUUGCUUUAUGCCCUUAGAGGAAAAAGAAGAAAAGAAGACCUGUAUUAACUAAUAAGUCUCCAGAGAGUUUAUUAAGCCCAUGAAGUUGUACUUUAUGUACAGAACAUUGGUAUUUUUUCAAUAAAACAUUGCAUACACUUUGA